Molecule: messenger RNA, 1050 nt
Organism: Onychostoma macrolepis
Lineage: Eukaryota; Metazoa; Chordata; Actinopteri; Cypriniformes; Cyprinidae
Gene: mydgf
Product: myeloid-derived growth factor
Exons: 6
Coding region: 122-619 (165 amino acids)
Biological process (GO): positive regulation of endothelial cell proliferation; positive regulation of angiogenesis
Source: RefSeq, a predicted model, not a curated record
UCCACUAGAUGCUCAACACCUCGAGCCACAGAACUUUCCCAUCCUAUGAAGAACAUACAGGAACAGUGCUGGCAUCUUUUCAUUCACAACAUCAACAUAGCUCUCUAAUCCAUGAAGCAUCAUGGCAUGUAAUGAUCACAUAAGCUCAUGCGUAAAGCUUCUGCUGCUACUGGUCGUGUUGUGCGCGGCCCGCGCUUUUGCUGACAGGACUAAAACGCUCGACUUCGAUGUCAAACCUGGAGGAGUUGUGCAGACUUUCUCUGCUAAACUUAAAAAGUAUAAAUGCACCUUUACAUAUGCGUGUCAAGGAGGAACCAAUGAGCAAUGGCAAAUGAGCGUUGGACUAAGUGACGAUGACCAGAUGUUUUCCUGUUCAGUGUGGAGGCCCCAAGGGAAGUCUUACUUGUUUUUCACCCAGUUCAAAGCCGAGAUAAAAGGAGCCAAGAUUGAAUAUGCCACCGCAUAUUCCCAGAUGGCCGUGGGUGGACAGAGGGAUGUCGCUUUGAAGGAAGAAGAGUACAUUGUGUCAGAGUCUUCAGUGACCCACAGAGAAGGGAAAUUCCAUUCUGAGCUUUCCAAGCUCACUGUCAUUGGUCGGACACACCACGAUGAACUCUGAUUGGCCGACCCGAAAGAGGAUUGUCCCAUCACUCGAGGACAUUUAUUUGACAGCUAUGGACACUCUGCCACUUAACUGCUCACUGUUAUAAGUCAAGCAAAGGAAAUCAAACCACGGGAAGCUAUGAAAUAAAGAACUUUCCGUGAUAGAAAAUACUACAGAGAUUUCCUCUAGAGGCAGCAUUACACCAGUGGCCAAGAACUGGACUGAUUGGUGGAUGAAAAGUCUACUACCAGACAUGUACAAAAAAAAUGUACAUGCACAAUUAUUCAUAUUUGUGAGGUGAUAUGAAGGCUUCUUCAAAUUAAGUUCAGAGCAGUAGAUUGAUUUCUAUUCCUGGCAGAAUUUAUCGGUUUAGGGUUUCAGCCUGACUUUGACUUCAUACCUGCAAAUCUGAUUAUCACGAGCGCAUUCAUGCUCAUACUUACUUU